Molecule: messenger RNA, 1023 nt
Organism: Micromonas pusilla CCMP1545
Lineage: Eukaryota; Viridiplantae; Chlorophyta; Mamiellophyceae; Mamiellales; Mamiellaceae
Exons: 1
Coding region: 1-963 (320 amino acids)
Source: RefSeq, a predicted model, not a curated record
AUGGCGCGCUCCAAGUCCACCCCGAAAGCGAAAUCCACGCCGAAAGCGCGCACGCAGCCGGCGAGGAAGUCCUCGCGGAUAUCUGCCGCGGAAAAAGAGAAGAUCGCGGCCAUGGAAGCGGACGCGCUCGCGCAGACGAAGGCGUGGUUCGAAGAGAUGGGCAAAGAGAUGCAGGCCGCCGACGAUCUGGAGGCGGCGAACGAGUUCGCGAAGAUGGUCGAGGAGAGAGAGGCCAAGACCGGACUCGUGUGCGUGAUGCUCGAGCAAGUCGAGGAGGACUCCGACUCCGACUCCGACGCCGACUCGGACCUCGACGAGGACGAGGACUUCGACGACGACGAGGACGCGGACUUCGACGCGGCGGAGGACGACGGCUCGGACGACGAGGACGAUUCCUCCGACGAGGAGUGGCGCGUCGACGACUUCGGCCUGAAAGGCAAGCUCGCGCACGCGCUGAAGGUGUUCGUCCCCCCCGCCGCCGCGGAGGCGCUCGAGACCGCGCAGCUCACGAUGACGAUGGCGGAGGCGGUGCCGGGCGUCGGCGUGAAGAUCGCGGAGAAGCUCGUCGCCGGCGCGGAGAGCGCCGACGAGGCGAGCGACGCGCAGUUCGCUGACGCCUUCGCGGCGACCGUCGCGAUGGGGGAGGUCGACGCGCGAGCGACGUGGGCGGCGGACAAGAGAGAGGCGCAGAAGCUACUGAGCCGCUUGGGCGCGGUGUGGGCCAGGGUGCUCGCCGCCGCGCCGGACGACGCGAAGAAGCCGGGGAAGAAGGACGUCGGGUUCGCUCGGCUCGAGCCGGACAGCCGCGCGGACAUGAGGGAGCACCUCCAACGUCUGAGGGAGAAGUGGGGGGACGAGAAGGACGAGAACGGCGACGCGCUCGGUCUCGCCUUCGAUCACACCGAGGGUGCCAAGGCGAAGACGAAGACGGCGACGGCGGGGAAGAAGCGACCGAGGAAGUAGACGACGCGCGGCCCGCGCGCGUAGCAAACCACUGCAACCAUCUUCAGACUUUCAACACGC